Messenger RNA from Paramuricea clavata, 1248 nucleotides. NCBI's taxonomy places the organism in Eukaryota, Metazoa, Cnidaria, Anthozoa, Malacalcyonacea, Plexauridae. The record is from the annotation of a GenBank genome assembly.
AUGGAUGCGGGAAGAGAUGAACAACAUAGCCAUCGUCAACAAGAGGAAGCCUUUGACGACGAUGAGCCCAACGCUAGUCCACAGGACGAACAAUCUGCCCUGAAUGGGCAACAUACAAGCUCACAGAGCAUGAACAGCGAUGUUUCUAAUGAACAAUUCGCUAAAACUUUGGCCACAAUGAACGAAAAUAUGGCCAACAUGGCUGCAAUAUUGGGCCAAAUAUGGCAGCACGUCGAUUCUGGCGGGAAAACUGCAAAGGCCAAAAAACGACAACAAGAGGAUCAAUACUCCUCUGAGUCGGAGCGAGAUGAACACACGGCAAAACGCCGUCGCUCAGCUCAUGAAAAUGAGGACAGUCUUAGCGUAACGGCCAGUGAUGACGAGGUAAGGCAGUUACUGAAUGACAGCGAUACGGCGCAACAACAAGACGAAAGCCCUGAUUUACCCGACGACGAUUUGCUUCAAGAACUGGAACAACAGUUCAGUGAAGACAAAAGUCUAGGGUCCGCAGUGGGGGAAAAACUAGCAACUAUAGCUAUUAAUCGCUGGACUGAAAAAUUAAGUCCUGACAAAAUCAAGGAAAUAAACGAGAAAUACAAACAACCGCUAAACUGUGAAGCUAUGCGAGUUAGCCGCAUUAAUCCAGAAAUUUGGUCUCAAAUCAGCCAACACAAAAAGAAAACAGAUCUUAGACUGUCAAGAAUGCAACAAAAUGUCCAAAAAGCAGUUUUUGCCACGCUUCAAAUGGCGGAAACUUUAAGCGCCAAAAAUCAACCUUCGGCAUUGACCGAGAACAAGAAAGGCAAUGACCGCGAGGCAUUACUUCGCAUCGCAGUGAACCUCAUUGCAAUGUUGGGGCAUAUGAAUGCUGAUGUAAUGUCCAUGCGACAGGAGUCGAUUAAACCAGCGUUGAAACCAGAAUUUCAAAAAAUUUGCCAUGCAACUGUUCCGCCAAACUCAAAAUUCUUAUUUGGCGAUGAUUUGGCGAAACUGGUUCGCGACUCAAAGGAAAUAAACAGCAUUGCAAGCACACUGACGUUGCCAAGAACAGCUCGCAAUACUAGCACAGCAAAUACGAGUAGACGCAAUACUCACACCUACAGCCGUGAGGAUAUUAAUAACUCAUACACGGGUGACAACCGUGGUAGAAAUACAUCUACGAGGCCUUUUUUAUGGAGAGGCCAAAAACCAUAUCGCAGGCGACGCGGCACGAGAGGCAACGGGUCCCAGAACCAGCAAAGGAAGUGA